UCGUAGAGACUGCCUGUGGAGAAGUGGCUGGGGCUGGCCGCGCUGAGGCGCUCCCCGCGGGCGGGGCAUGGCUGCAGAGGAGUCUCGCUACCUGCUGGGUUACGCCGCUUCGGACUCUGACCUGAGAGUGCAGAACAAGAAGCUGUACCUGGCCACGUUUGCUGCUGUCCUGGGACCGCUUAGCUUUGGCUUUGUGCUAGGCUAUAGCUCACCUGUUAUUCCAGAGUUGAGGAAAAUCAACGAUCCUAAAUUAAGAUUGGACAGCAAUCAAGCCUCGUGGUUUGGGUCAGUAGUAACAUUAGGAGCUGCUGCCGGAGGAAUACUAGGAGGUUAUCUUGUGGAUAAAGUUGGGAGAAAGCUGAGUCUAAUGCUGUGCUCAGUACCAUAUGUUUUUGGAUAUAUAGUUAUUAUAUCUGCUCAGAAUGUUUGGAUGCUUUAUUUUGGACGACUGCUGACAGGCUUAGCCAGUGGAAUUACUUCACUUGUUGUUCCGGUGUAUAUAUCUGAAGUAUCUCAUCCUAAAGUCCGUGGUAUGCUUGGCUCUUGUGUUCAGUUGAUGGUGGUGACUGGCAUACUGGGAGCCUACACUGCAGGAAUAAUACUAAAAUGGCGCUGGCUGGCAGUGUUGUCUUCUUUUCCAUCCUGCAUAAUGCUAUUGUUCAUGUUCUUCAUGCCUGAAACACCGAGAUUUCUGCUGAAUCGGAACAAACGCUCAGAAGCCAUAGCUUCUUUGCGCUUUCUGCGGGGACCACACGCGGACCACGAAUGGGAAUGUAGGCAGAUUGAAGCUAGUGUUCAGGAAGAGGGACUGAAACUCUCUGAAUUUAAGAAUCCCUCAAUCUACAGGCCACUUCUUAUCGGUGUGGCUCUAAUGUUCUUCCAGCAAGUAACAGGCAUUAAUGCAGUUAUGUUUUAUGCAGAAACUAUCUUUGAAGAUGCAAACUUCAAGGACAGCAGAAUGGCUUCUGUUGUUGUGGGCUUCAUACAAGUAUGUUUCACUGCUGUGGCUGCACUUAUCAUAGAUAAAACUGGACGAAAAGUGCUGCUUUACAUAUCUGGGGUAAUCAUGGCUCUCAGUACUGCAUUGUUUGGGCUUUACUUUAAAAUGGUCCUUCCAAAUCCAAACAACUCAUCAAACGCUGACGUAUGGUUCACUCUAAAUUCAGCAUCCCCAGGAACAGAAAGCAGCAUAUCCUGGCUUGCAGUAGUGAGCCUAGGGCUCUUUGUUGCUGGUUUUGCCCUUGGCUGGGGUCCUGUUCCAUGGCUGGUGAUAUCUGAAAUCUUCCCACUUAAAGCUAGAGGCAUAUCGAGUGGUACUUGUGUGUUAACAAACUGGGUUAUGGCCUUCUUGGUAACCAAAGAAUUUCAUGAUUUUAUAGGUUUCUUAACAUCCUAUGGCACGUUCUGGCUCUUCUCUGCGUUCUGCUGCCUCAAUGUAACUUUUACAGCCUUUUAUGUUCCUGAAACAAAAGGACAGACCCUGGAACAAAUUGAGGCCUACUUCAGAAGAUCUUAAGCCUAAGGCUUUUUAUAUUGAUAUGAAACAUUCGUAUCAUGAAUUACGGUGCUAUGGUUGAAACUAACUGCAUCACGUGGCAGACAUCUCAGUUACUAAACUUGCUAUCAAAUCAUUUUAAUGAAUUUUGUAAAAUCUGAAUUACGUUUUUUAAAAAAUUAUCUAUGGGGCUCUGCAUACACUUCUGCAUACUCCCUGUAGUAAAAUCUCGCUUGUGUGGGUCUUCGCCAUACUCUUUCUCUUCGAUUCUUAUGUUCUUUUCACCUGGUGCAAACUGACUAUAGUGGCCAAGUAAGAAUGUUAAAGGUAGUGGCCAGUAUCUUUUUUCUAAGAUGUAAAUUAAGAUUUAAUUUUGUAAAUAAAUAAAUUAAAUUUC
Messenger RNA from Gavia stellata (red-throated loon), 1892 nucleotides. It is a transcript of the gene SLC2A8, whose product is annotated as solute carrier family 2 member 8. Lineage: Eukaryota; Metazoa; Chordata; Aves; Gaviiformes; Gaviidae. Gene Ontology annotation, cellular component: membrane. The transcript is spliced from 10 exons. Gene Ontology annotation, molecular function: transmembrane transporter activity. Gene Ontology annotation, biological process: transmembrane transport. The coding region runs from base 68 to 1516 and encodes 482 amino acids. The record is from RefSeq and is a predicted model, not a curated record.